CACAAACACACACACGCACACAGGUCGCACACACGGGCUCAGCGGGACACAGAGGGACAAGUGUCCGCUGCUCAGACAACGGAGUCCGGUCAAGUUGAAGUGGAGCUGCGGGACGCUCGGUUCUCCAGAGCGGUGCGGUGAGUGCGGUGAGUGCGGUGAGUGCGGUGCGUGCGGUGCGGUGCGUGCUGGUUGUUGGUAGAAGAAGAAGGAGAAACAGAAGAAGAAGAAGUUCCCUGAGCCGCGGACCCAAUGGAAUGUUUCACGUUAACCGGAUUAUCGCAUCUGUGAACUUCCAGACCGAGGCGGCUCCACCGGGUCUCCACCGGGGCUCCUGUCUCUCCGCAGCCGCCCGCAGCGCCUCGUCCCCGGUCUCCUCCGGCUGCAGCUGCCGGUCCUAUGAGCGCAGCGUUCAGCUCGUCCUUCAUGGUGAUGCAGCGGCCACUCGGAAGCACCACCGCCUUCAGCAUCGACUCUCUGAUCGGGGGGCCCCCGCAGCCCAGCCCGGGACACUUCGUGUACACCGGCUACCCGAUGUUCAUGCCGUACCGGUCGGUGGUGCUGCAGCCGCCGCCCCCGCCUCCCCCGGCCCUGCAGCAGGCUCUCCCCGCCGGACACCACCCGCAGAUCCCCGGGCUGCAGGGCGGCUUCUGCUCCAGCCUGGCGCAGGGCCUGACGCAGGGCAUGGCGCUCACCUCCACGCUCAUGGCGGCGCUGCCCGGAGGAUUCUCCCCGUCCCAGCAGCACCAGGAGGCGGCGCGGAAGUUCGGCUCCCAGGCGCUUCACGCGGUCUUCGACAAGGAGCUGCGGCUGGAGGCGGAGGACGGGAAGGGCUUCCUGCAGAAGGAGUCGCUGCACGGCUUCCACGACGCGGAGCCGGUGCAGACAUCCACAGGCAGAGGACUCAGCAAAGACGACUCGAAGGACGAGGACAGCGGGCGGAAGGACGAGACCUUCUCCAUGGACAGUGACUUGGACUACAGCUCCGACGACAACGUCCCCUCGCUGUCCCACAAGGAGGACGGGGGCGGGGCCGGGGGACUCGAGGACAACCCGCACGGCUCCGGCGGCUCCGGGGCGGGCGGCGGCGGCGGGGGGGGGAAGAACCGGCGGCGGCGGACCGCGUUCACCAGCGAGCAGCUGCUGGAGCUGGAGAAGGAGUUCCACUGCAAGAAGUACCUGUCGCUCACCGAGCGCUCGCAGAUCGCGCACGCGCUCAAGCUGAGCGAGGUGCAGGUGAAGAUCUGGUUCCAGAACCGACGCGCCAAGUGGAAACGCGUCAAGGCCGGAAACGUGAACAACAAGUCCGGGGAGCCGUCCCGGAACCCGAAGAUCGUGGUGCCGAUCCCCGUGCACGUGAGCCGCUUCGCCAUCAGGAGUCAGCACCAGCAGAUGGAGCAGAACAGACCGUAGAAGAAGAAGAGCCCGUCCCGUGCUGAUGCUCUUAAUAAUCACCAGUGAAACCAGUUCCUCUCAUGUGGGCCCGCUGGAUUCGAACUGUGUUCGCAGGAUUCAACCACGUGACCCUUUUCCAGAUGAGAGAUCAAAUCUGUGAACUGGUCCAACAAAUCGAUCACAUAUUGAAUAGAACUCCUGUAAUUACCCCCCCCCCCCCCCCGGACCGUGGCUUCAAUUAGAGACAUGACGUUUUGUGACAGAUCACAUUAACGAAGCUUUAAUUACAUUUCUGAUUCUGACGAUUUAAUUAUGGCUCAAAUGUCACUGAGACAUUUUUAAAUUCAACCUUUUCCUGCCGCGGUUUGGUUUUCCAGGCUGAACACGGUAUUAAAAGCUCCAGCGGGAAUCGAACGUUUGUCUGUUCAACACCAGUUCGGGUCGUUUCCUCCACUUCAUCAGAAAAUAACAAAUAUUAAAAGCGUCAGCACGAGACAGAGACUUUUGACCCGGAAGUGCGUGUGCAGACAAAUAAGUGUCAUCAUGAAAAACUGUGCGUGAAGAUUCAGCGCAGAGGAUGAAGAGGAGGAUGAAGAAGAGACAGCAUUCCCCCCCAUGUAAAUACACGCGGGACCACACUGAGCACAUGACGUCAUUUGAGACGUUGUGGAUCUGGAUCCGUUUUCACGAAGCUCGAGUCUGAAGAUUUGAAACUUUCCUCGAACGGCUUCAUUUUCAUUUUGAAGUGACGCUGCUAAUUUAUUUAUAUGAAACUGUGUUGAAGUCGUGAAAUAACUUUCUGAAGAUGAAGGUGUGAAUAAAAG
Molecule: messenger RNA, 2216 nt
Organism: Platichthys flesus (European flounder)
Lineage: Eukaryota; Metazoa; Chordata; Actinopteri; Pleuronectiformes; Pleuronectidae
Gene: gbx2
Product: gastrulation brain homeobox 2
Exons: 2
Coding region: 397-1410 (337 amino acids)
Biological process (GO): regulation of transcription by RNA polymerase II; regulation of nervous system development
Cellular component (GO): nucleus
Molecular function (GO): RNA polymerase II transcription regulatory region sequence-specific DNA binding; DNA-binding transcription factor activity, RNA polymerase II-specific
Source: RefSeq, a predicted model, not a curated record